Messenger RNA from Saccostrea echinata, 1380 nucleotides. RefSeq lists its product as uncharacterized. The record is from RefSeq and is a predicted model, not a curated record. NCBI's taxonomy places the organism in Eukaryota, Metazoa, Mollusca, Bivalvia, Ostreida, Ostreidae. Gene Ontology annotation, cellular component: nucleolus. The transcript has 5 exons. Bases 127 to 1233 code for a protein of 368 amino acids. Gene Ontology annotation, biological process: ribosomal large subunit biogenesis; ribosomal small subunit biogenesis. Gene Ontology annotation, molecular function: DNA binding; RNA binding.
AGCACUUCCUGUUUUCAGAAAAACCUUCCAACAUCGUGAACACGUGCGAGGAACUUUUAAUUUUAACUAUGUUUUCCUUACCGUUGCUGCGAUAACAGUUAUAUUCUUGUUUUGAAAGAUCAAAAGAUGAAGUCAAAGAAGAAAGAAAAUGCAGUUGUAUAUGAGAAUGAAACUACAUGUAUGAACACAGGACCAGAAGCUGACUUUGAAUUUUUUAAGAGAGUUCUUGAUACAAUUCCACCAGCAUCCUUUUUUUCUGAGGACACAAAAGAAAAACUUUUGCAGGAGUCAGAUGAAAGUGAAUCAGAGUCAGAUGAAGUAGAUGGUGAAGAUGUAAAAAAGAGGAAAAAAGAACAGAGAUCUAAAGGGGUGAAGAAACAGAAGUUAAAUCCCCUGCAAAUUAAAACUGUUUCUCAAUUACAGUUUGAAUCCCAAUCAGCUGAAGAGGAGGAGCCAUAUAGCAAAAUUAAAGAGAAAAACAAACACAAACACAAAGGAAAAAGCAACAAGAAAUCUGAUGGAGGGGAAGGAACUCCAGAUGUUAGUAAGGCAGCAAGGUUAGAAGCUCUUAGGCAGAAAAUGGUGGAAAUGCGAAAGCUAAGCAAGGAAAGAAAAUUAACUCCGACAGAAUUACAAGAAAAGAAAAGACUCCGAAGAAAAGAAAGCAAAUUAAAAAGUAAAGUCAAGCGCAAGAAGAAUAAAAACCCUGUGUUAAAAGCUAGUGGUCCCGUGAAUGGUGAUGUUGUGACCGGUUACAAAUCCCCGGAGCGUCCAUCAGUGAUGGACAAGGGUGGUAAACUUGUGUUUAGUAAAUUUGACUUCACAAAGAAUGAUGAGAAGGAAAAACAUAAAAAUUCUCUACAUGGGAAAGACUUUAAGAGACUCCUAGAAAAUAUUGAAAAGAGGAAAUCAAAGGUGGAGAAUAUGAAGGAAAAAGAUGCAGAAAAAGCAAAGAAAAUGGAGCAAAAGAAUGCUUGGCAAAGUGUCAUGCUCCGGGCAGAAGGAGAGAAGGUUAAGGACGAUCCUGCUUUGUUAAAGAAAGCCUUGAAAAAGAAGGAGAAAAUGAAAGAGAGAAAGAAGGCAAAGUGGACAGAGAGACAAGAUGCUGUGAAUAAAAAGAUGGAAAAGAGACAGGAAAAAAGACAGAAAAAUAUACAAAGCAGGAAGCAGAGCAAGAAGGACAAGAAAAUAAAAUUGGCGAAAAAGAAAGGCAGGAUGGUGCCAGGGUUUUAACUCUGUAUAUUGAUUAUUUUCCUGGCCUUUUUUAAAAUUCUAUUAUGAAGACUGUUAUAAAUUUGAAUGAAGUCAAAUGAAGACAUGCUUACUUGUUAUGUAUCAAGUGCCCAUUCCCACUAACAUUUUGUAGAAGCAGUGAAUUUU